CUUCAAAAUAGGUUACAUUUUAAAGUCACGUGAUUCGGGAUAAAAUUUAUGUUUAACAAUCCCUUUUCAAGUAGAAUACCACAUUCUUUUGGUAAGACGAUGUAGUAAAAAAGGGAUAAAAAUCCUUCAAAUGUGAACAACAGCUUGCAGCCAGUGUUUGGUCUACAUUUGUUAUCUCCAAAUGGAGGAUGAUGGCAGUAUGGUCGCCACAAGCCCGUCUAUCACACCACGAAACGAAAGCCCCAACAUGGGCUUGAUCCCCCAGAGUCCCGAGCUCGACUCUGAGCACAGUCAUCAGAGUUUGAAUGACUUACAGAGCUAUCUCGUGAAUUUCAAUAAAGAGAUUGAGGGAAAUGGAGACGGCAAUGCAGCUUUACAGACAUGUAUUGCUAAGAUGAUAUCUUCCUCCUCAUCAUCUCGCCCAGUGUUUAUUACACUUCCAGUGUCUUCCGAACAUGCAUCUCCCGAUGAUGAUCAACUGACGGAAAUGACUGAAAUCAAGGAUGAGAAGUCUUCGUUGUCGUCAGGGGAGAUAACUAUGGGAGAUACAGAAGCUAGCACUGAUCAGAUGAUUUUUGUAGAGCAAGUGACUGGUGACGGGAUGUGUGGUUCAGAGUCAGCAGACGGCAUGGAAGUAGAGGAUAGCAAGGACUCCACACUGGCCUUCACUGAUCAGGAGCUCUCUGAGUCCCAGAUUGAGGGACUGGAGUCAGGGAAACUACAGCUACAGGAGCUGAGUCUAGAUCAGCUGGGGCUGGGAAACCAGCAUGGACUCACUGUCUCAGAUGGCAUGGUGAUGCUGCCAAUGGGAAGCAUGGGAGGUCUGUUCACGUCUGCUGACCCUCAGCUGGUGCAGAUUGUGAAUGUGAACGGUCACCCCACCCUGCAGCUUGUCAACCCGGCCAGUCUGCUACACGCACAAGGCACCAGUUUGCUGGGUACCGGCCUGUCUAGUGACCAGAUGACCUUGCCCACAUCCAUCAGUGGAGCCAGCGAGGAGGAAACCAGGCUGCAGGACCAGCUCGAGGAAGAAGCCCAGCUGGUGGCCCUUCAGAACCCAGACGGGAGCUCCCAGGCCCAUAUGAUGGGCCUAAGUCUGGAGAACAUCAUACAGCUAGCGACAUCCAGCGCCAACGCUCAUACCACUUCUGCUCUUCCAGUUUCAGGGUACCAGUCCUUGGCCGUUCUACCAACAGAGGGCAUGGACGACCAGUCUGAUGUGAACUAUGUUCUCAUCAUCAACCCUAAUGGCGACAAUGACACAUUGCAGGGAACCACCUUCAACUUUGGGAACAAUGUGCAAGGUGAGCUGGUUGAUGAGACAAUGGAUGAGACAGGAGCCACACGGCGUCUUGUACGCAUUAACAGGCUGCCGAAGGGGGAUGACCCACCGGGGACCAUUGCAUGCUCCAUGUGCUCUUUUAAAACAACACAGGAGUAUGCGUUCAAGCGUCAUGUGAAGUCCCACAAAGAAAACCGGCCCCACAAAUGUGGUCUGUGCAAUCGGGCCUUCAAGACAAUGUCCUCGUUGCAAAACCACAUCAAUACACACACGGGUGUACGCCCCCACAAGUGCAAACUGUGUGAGUCUGCCUUUACCACGUCUGGGGAGCUGGUCAGGCACAUAAGGUACCGUCACACGUUUGAGAAGCCUCACAAGUGCACUGUAUGUGAGUACGCCAGUGUAGAGCUGAGUAAGCUGAAACGUCACAUGCGGUCUCACACCGGUGAGCGCCCCUACUGCUGCAUGCACUGCAACUACGCCUCUCCAGACACCUACAAACUGAAGAGACACAUGAGAAUACAUACUGGAGAGCGACCGUACGAGUGUAAUAUAUGCGGCACAAAGUUCACGCAGAGUAACAGUCUGAAGGCUCAUAAACUGAUUCACACAGGAAACAAGCCUGUGUUCCAGUGUUCUCUCUGUCCCACGACGUGUGGCCGUAAGAACGAUCUGAAAGUGCACAUGGAAAAGCUGCACGGGUCCAACGAGCAGCCGUUGGUGUGUAAGAAAUGUGACGCAGAGUUUCAUGAUCGAUACUCCUUUAAGAUGCAUAUUAAAACUCACGACGGGGACAAGUGUCACAAGUGCCCCUCGUGUGACUUCACCGCUCCGUCUAGAAGGUCGGUAGAUAUGCACAUGAUGGUGCACAACUCGCAGAAGUCCUUUGAAUGUGAACAUUGUAACCUGGUGUUCCAGCAACCUCAUCUACUUCACAUGCAUCUGCAGCAGUACCACGAUGAGGAGGCUGAUGCUGACAUAGAGAUUGAGACCACGUCAUCGCCAUGCAAAGAAUGUGAUAAGAACUGCUUGAAUAUAAAAUCGCCAGAUAAUUUGUCCGAAACAAGACCUUUGGUAAACAAAGGAGCCAUGCUUAAUCUACACACGUGUGGAGGCUGUCCUAAGACCAUGAUACAGUCUGUGGCGCCCUUGACCACAGACCAGCUGCUUGACAACGGUCUCCUUGACGAUAUGAAGGAGGGUCGCCUAGGGAACUGCCCCAAGGUCGUAGUUGUGCACCCGGAUGGAAGAGUGGAGGAGGUCACUGCCAAGCUGCAGAGUCUUAGCCAAUCAAAACCCAUGGAUGACUUUCUGGUCUCCCUUGGAGUAUCUGGGGAUUCACAUUUUGACCAAGUCUCCUCUCUACCCUCUGAGGUGAAUGAUUCAGGAGUCCAUACGCUCAUUUCUGCCACCCCAUCUGGUCACCAUGGCAACCUAAGACUUAGUACAUCUGGGGCAGACAACUUGAUGAGUAUCAAUGUGGCUUGCAGAGACACUAACAACAAACUAGUCUUCCGUUCCAUGUCACACAUGGAUGAGACCAGAGAGGAGAGUGUUCAGGCCAGUUUUGACAGCUCUGAAGACCUCGACCAGGAAUCAGGUCUCCACAUCAAUAAUGAGCAAGAUACAGAUGAAGAGGUGGAUGUUGGUGAUGACACGAAGAUGGAACCAGACCAAGGUAGCCUGGUAACCAGCAUGCAUGUUCCAUUGAUGGCAGACUUCAGAUGAAAUCUCACAGUGACCUAGUCUGUGGAGGGUUCUACUUAAAAUAUAUUGACAUGUUGAUCUGCAAGUCGGUUUCAUAGCUUUAUGCAUAUUUUGCCUGCAGUCCUAAUUUCAGUUUAGGUCUCAAUUUGGAUGAUCAGUUGCAUGGCAAAAGCACACAAAUUUGUGAUUGUUGAAAAUGACUUAAUCAUAAAACGUCUUCCAUUGUAUUAGCUUGUCAUCAGAACAUUUACAAACUUGGAUCAUAAUCUCUUUUUCUAUACAACAUAUUUAAUAAUACAAUAAUACAAUCGGAGGCAUAAAUAUUGCAUUUGUCCUGCUAUACAAACGUACAUACGUCCAGAUACUUGUGAUUUGAAAUCCAUUUUAAUUUGUAGGUGUAUCCUGUUAAAAACUUUCAGUUAAAUGACCUUUAUGUAUCAAUGAUAGUAAAGAAAGAAAUUUUGGCUCGGGCAAGUUUUAGAAUAAUUAUGUUCUGUUUUUCCACUGAAGAAUGUAAAGUCCUCUUAUGCAUUUGUUUUCAAUGUCUCUUAUUACUUCUCGGUGGAUCUCAUUUAAACGUUCACAUUUGAAUAACCUUUAUUUGUUGAUGAUCUCAAAGAAAAGAAUUUAGGGCUGAAUUAUGGCUCUUCUGAAGGUUUUUAUGCCCCCAAAAGAGGGCAUAUAGUGAUCGCACUGUCCGUCCGUCUGUCCGUCACACUUUGCAUUUAGGUUUCGAAAAAUGCUCAUAACUUUUAUGUCCCUUCAGAUGUAACCUUCAUAUUUUGUAUGCAUGUGUAUAUAAAAAAGGCCUUUCCACACAAAUUUUGACCCCUUUGACCUUGACCUUAAGGUCCGCGUUUAGGUUUUGAAAUCUGCGUUUAGGUUUCGAAAUCUGCGUUUAGGUUUCGAAAAAUGCUCAUAACUUAUCGGGGGCAUAUGUCAUCCUAUGGAGACAGCUCUUGUUUUAAUAUAGAACAUAUAGUCCCAAAGUUGUGUUUUUUCAACUCCUGUAACAACUGGUUGGAUCUUGCUCAAACAUUCACAUUUGAUUAACCUUAAUAUGUAGCUUAUAAUAACUUAGUGACUGAAUAUGCUCCAGUAAUGUAUUUUUUGUGAUACAGAUCAGCACAGACUACAAGCUUGGGUGUCAGUAAUGAAAUUCGCCACUUUGAAAAGAAUGUCACCACUUUAACAUUUUGCGACAAUGCAGAUCAACAGCAAAACCCUUACUUAUGGUAAAACAGGAAUCAUGGCUGCUAUUAGUUUUGGCAGAAUUACGGCCCUUUGUCUGUUUUCCCACAAAAAGUAGUCUCAAAUUUAUGUAAUUGUUAACUCCCCUUUAACUACUUGGUAAAUCUUGCUCUAACUGUCACAGUUUAAUGACCUAAAUGUGUGUAUGAUGAAAAAGAUGGAAUUGUAAAUGUUACCGAUUUUGGAUGAAUAAUGACCUUUUGUCUUUUUGUCCGCUGUAGAAUAUCUAGUGGAUCUGUUUUUGUACAAAUGAGUGUUGUUUGGGGUAUCAGUGUCUGUCACAUUUGUAUACUCCUCUUUAAAUGGUUUAAUUUUAACUAUUGUUUACUUGUUGCAUCUGGACUAUAUUCAGAUUUUGUAAAUUUCUUUCUGAUUACAGAUAACCAGUACACAUGAAAAGUCAAUGUCUGUGUAUGGUUUGUUUCCAUUUCGAUAUCGAUAGCACCUUCACAUUAAUCUGAGCUCAAUGUGAAUAAUUACACCAUGUUAAGGUCAACAUUUAAUAUUGUGUGCAUCAAGCAGUUCAGGAAUUUUUUAACAAUAUGUUCAAGCGAAACUAACAGCAGUCAUGUUCUCCCAUUUUCUAAUUCCAAUCCAAACAACAUUCUAAAAUGUAAAAGUAAUAGGAAGAUUACAUUUUAUGGGCUUGACUUGCAUCUUUUAUAUAACGCAUCAUUGGUUACAUUAGUGCAGCAAUACAAACCAAGCAGGCAGAGAUUUGAGGUUAUUGUGUGUUUUUUAUUUGCAUCUUGAGAUUGUUAUACCCCAGUUCUUUCUUGUAUGAUAUAAGUGUAUCAUGUAUACGUGUUAUAGAGAAAUCAUGUCAUAAUUGCAUGAGAAAUUAUUGAAAUCAUGGUCAUGUUGUGUUCUAAAGAUGUUGCAAGUUGUAAACAGGUUAAAUUAACCCAUUUAUGCCUAGCAUCUAGAAAAAAGGACUUGGCAAACAGCGAAGACCCAGAUGAGACGCCGCAUGAUGCGGCGUCUCAUCAGGGUCUGCACUGUUUGCUUAAAGGAAUUUCUGUAAGAAAUAUUCUAAAUAUAGAAAUAAAUAUACUAGACAUCCCUAAUUUUGAAAAUAAAUUGAUCCAAUUAAGAAUGAUGGGAGAGUCCACAAAGCAUAAAUGGGUUAAUCAUCAGCCAUUUGUAAUUAUAGUAUUUAUGUCAGUUUAUAUUACACUGUUGCUGUAUUUAUUAUGGCUGAAAUAUAUAUAAAACAAAUUAAUAAAAAUGAAAAGCCUCA
This is a messenger RNA of Dreissena polymorpha, 5480 nucleotides long. RefSeq lists its product as uncharacterized. NCBI's taxonomy places the organism in Eukaryota, Metazoa, Mollusca, Bivalvia, Myida, Dreissenidae. Bases 182 to 3010 code for a protein of 942 amino acids. Gene Ontology annotation, molecular function: RNA polymerase II transcription regulatory region sequence-specific DNA binding; DNA-binding transcription factor activity, RNA polymerase II-specific. Gene Ontology annotation, cellular component: nucleus. The transcript is spliced from 16 exons. Gene Ontology annotation, biological process: regulation of transcription by RNA polymerase II. The record is from RefSeq and is a predicted model, not a curated record.